UCAAGCCUCCCGCAGCUUCUAUACACGGAGCCAGAGCACUACUCCGUAGCUUGUUGCCGCCGCCCUCCUCGUCCCCGAGUCUCCGUUCACCACCAGCAGCACUAGCCAGAUGGCUCGCUUCGCCGUGGUCGCCGCCAUCGUCGCCCUCCUCGCCAUCACCGCCGCCGCGCAGAGCCCCAUGCCGGCGCCCAAGAUGGCCCCGCUGCCAGCACCCCCGGCGAAGUCCCCGGUCGCCACGCCUCCAAUUGCUGCGGCGCCGUCCCCGAUGACCGCCUCUCCGCCGUCCCCGCCCACCGGCUUGGCCCCCACCGACGCUCCUUCCGCGAUGACGCCCUCCGCGGUCUCCGCCGCACCGGCCGGCGCACCCACCGCUGGCGCCCCCGCGAGCUCUGAUGUGUACGCCUCCUCCGUCAGCUUCUUCGCCGUCGCUGGCGCAGUCGCCGCCGCCGUCAUGUUCUAGAUGGAAGCCAUCUUCGCUCCACUGCCGAAGGACUCUGCUUCACUGUUGCUUAUGCAACGAGAUUCUUUUCACCUAUUCUUUAUUAGAGGCUGCGGAUAGAGUGACAUACAUUGCCAUGUUACUCUCUUGCUAGUACAUGUACCUGCGAUCAUUAUGAAUACUGUAGAAUUCUUUCAUUUGUUACAAUAUCUCCCGUCAUUGGUGUCUUC
Lolium rigidum is the source of this 669-nucleotide messenger RNA. RefSeq names its product classical arabinogalactan protein 5-like. NCBI's taxonomy places the organism in Eukaryota, Viridiplantae, Streptophyta, Magnoliopsida, Poales, Poaceae. The record is from RefSeq and is a predicted model, not a curated record. The transcript has a single exon. The coding region runs from base 110 to 460 and encodes 116 amino acids.